Molecule: messenger RNA, 2395 nt
Organism: Arabidopsis lyrata subsp. lyrata
Lineage: Eukaryota; Viridiplantae; Streptophyta; Magnoliopsida; Brassicales; Brassicaceae
Product: F-box protein FBX14
Exons: 3
Coding region: 260-2098 (612 amino acids)
Biological process (GO): SCF-dependent proteasomal ubiquitin-dependent protein catabolic process
Cellular component (GO): SCF ubiquitin ligase complex
Source: RefSeq, a predicted model, not a curated record
CUACAAAAAUAAAUUUAGACAGACAAAAAAAUAUUAGUUUUUUUUUAUAAUUAAAAAAAAAUGGGAAAUAGUCUCCCAAAUAAUGGAGGGUGAAGUGGAGAGAGAGAGAGAGAGAGAGUCCAAACUCAAAGACCAGCUCCUCCUUUUUCAGCUAUCUCUUCUUCAUCCAUCUGAAUCGGACUUUGUAUCAGAAAGAGAAUAAAAUUCUGGAAAGAUCAAGUAAGAUUGAUUCUUGGAGAAAUUGUUGUCAUUUACUUGUAUGACAGAAGAAGAUAGCUCAGCAAAAAUGUCAGAGGAUGUUGAGCGAUAUCUCAAGUUAAAUCCACCUUGCUCCUCCGCCGUUGCGUCUCGCACUUUCAAAUCUUCUACGCCGCCAUGUCCAGAUCAUGUCCUCGAGAACGUUUUAGAGAACGUGCUUCAGUUCCUCACUUCCAGAUGCGAUCGCAACGCCGUUUCAUUGGUCUGCAGAUCGUGGUAUCGCGUCGAGGCUCAGACCCGAUUCGAGGUUUUUAUCGGUAACUGUUACUCGCUCUCUCCUGCUCGGCUCACUCACCGGUUCAAGCGUGUUAGGUCUCUUGUGCUUAAAGGGAAACCUAGGUUUGCUGAUUUUAAUCUCAUGCCUCCUAAUUGGGGUGCUCAGUUCGCGCCUUGGGUUGCUGCAACAGCUAAGGCUUAUCCUUGGCUCGAGAAGCUUCAUUUGAAGCGUAUGUUUGUUACGGAUGAUGAUUUAGCUCUUCUUGCUGAGUCGUUUCCUGGGUUCAAAGAGCUUACUUUGGUCUGCUGUGAAGGUUUUGGGACUAGUGGUAUUGCUCUUGUUGCCAACAAAUGCAGACAGCUAAAGGCUCUUGAUCUGAUGGAGUCAGAAGUCACCGAUGAUGAGGUGGAUUGGAUUUUUUGUUUUCCUGAGGGUGAAACUCAUCUGGAGUCUUUGUCUUUUGACUGUGUUGAAUCCCCUAUCAAUUUCAAGGCAUUGGAGGGGCUCGUGGUUAGGUCACCGUUCUUGAAGAAACUUAGAACCAACAGAUUUGUUUCCCUUGAAGAGCUGCAUCAACUAAUGGUUCGAGCGCCGCAGUUAACCAGUCUUGGCACGGGAUCAUUUAGUCCAGACAAUGUGCCUCAGGGUGAACAACUACCGGAUUAUGCAUCUGCUUUUCGUGCUUGUAAAUCCAUAGUUUGUCUCUCAGGAUUCAGGGAAUUCAGGCCGGAAUACCUCCUAGCUAUCUCUCCAGUUUGUGCUAAUCUCACCUCUCUUAACUUCAGUUAUGCUAACAUUUCUCCUCACAUGCUCAAGCCCAUCAUACGCAACUGUCACAAUAUCCGAGUCUUCUGGGCUCUUGACUCGAUACGAGAUGAAGGACUACAGGCAGUGGCUGCCACAUGCAAGGAGCUCCGUGAGCUUCGGGUUUUCCCUUUUGAUCCUCGUGAAGACAGCGAAGGUCCUGUCUCAGGAGUAGGCCUGCAAGCAAUAUCAGAGGGCUGUAGGAAACUAGAAUCUAUCCUGUACUUUUGCCAGCGGAUGACUAAUAAAGCUGUGACAGCCAUGUCUGAGAACUGCCCGCAGCUUACUGUGUUUAGGCUUUGCAUAAUGGGUCGCCAUAGGCCUGACCACGUGACAGGAAAGCCAAUGGACGAAGGAUUUGGUGCCAUUGUUAAAAACUGCCAGAAGCUAACCCGACUUGCAGUAUCAGGGUUACUAACAGAUGAAGCUUUUAGCUAUAUAGGAGAAUAUGGGAAACUGAUCCGGACGUUAUCUGUAGCUUUUGCUGGGAACAGUGACAAGGCUCUGAGAUAUGUUCUUGAGGGUUGUCCUAAACUACAAAAGCUUGAAAUCAGGGACAGUCCCUUUGGGGAUGUUGGAUUGCGCUCUGGUAUGCAUCGGUAUUGCAAUAUGAGGUUUGUUUGGUUGUCGUCAUGUGUCUUAUCUCGGGGAGGCUGUAGGGAUGUUGCUCAUGCUCUGCCUAAUGUAGUGGUGGAAGUAUUUGGAUCAGAUGGUGAUGAUGAUGACGACACUGUCACUGGGGAUUAUGUUGAGACACUGUACUUGUAUCGGUCCCUUGAUGGCCCAAGGAAAGCUCCAAAGUUUGUAACAAUUUUAUGAGAAAAAACUUUGGUGCAGAUGAGGCCAUGCUUGGGGAAAAGCAAAGCUAGCUAGCAGAAGAUAAUGUGUUUGUAAACUGUAAGUGCUUCAGCUACACUGCAUGAUUUGUUUUGCCAUUUGACUCUUCUUUGAAUUCGUCUUAUACCAAGAAGAGUGUAGUGCGAAGAAAGAAAAAGUUAUGAAAAGGAACGAAAGAAUGUCUAUUAUUGUUAGUGUUGUAAUAAUUGUUUUUCACAAACAUUGCCAGAUUUAUUUACAGCCAUUUCACGAUUAUUAUCCAAAGAAUUAUUCGUUAUA